CUCGAACUCGAGCAUUACACUUCCACUUCCACCCACACCACACUACACAUCCAGCAACAUGUCGUUCCUCUUCGGUGGCGGAGCUCCCCAGAACCAAGGCGCGGUCGACCCCGUCAAGAUGGAGAUGGCCAUCUCCGAGCUCGACAUGAUCACUGACGUCUUCAACCGCCUCGUCACAUCCUGCCACACAAAGUGCAUCCAGCCCAACCCCCAGAACCACCGCUACGCCGAGGGCGAGCUCCUCAAGGGCGAGGCCGUCUGCAUCGACAGGUGUACCGCCAAGUUCUUCGAGGUCAACAAGAAGGUCGGAGAGCGCAUGCAGACCAUGGGCGGCCAGGCCCAGUCGACCGGCUCGUUUGGCCGAUAAGUGGACAGACGGACGGACGCGCGGACGCGCAGCGCCGUAGAGCGGCUGGCGGCGUAGCACACUGAGGUUGCUACGCGCCACCGCGACAGCAGCAACAUGUAUCACCUUUCAUGUCGA
This is a messenger RNA of Vanrija pseudolonga, 484 nucleotides long. It is a transcript of the gene TIM10, whose product is annotated as Mitochondrial import inner membrane translocase subunit TIM10. The transcript is spliced from 3 exons. The record is from RefSeq and is a predicted model, not a curated record. Gene Ontology annotation, cellular component: mitochondrial inner membrane. Gene Ontology annotation, biological process: protein insertion into mitochondrial inner membrane. The coding region runs from base 59 to 367 and encodes 102 amino acids. Lineage: Eukaryota; Fungi; Basidiomycota; Tremellomycetes; Trichosporonales; Trichosporonaceae.